AUGGAGAUUGAGACUCACGAUUCAAUCCCUGCGAAGCCUCUAGUUAAAGUCGCAUUCAGGCUUGGUACAGAGAGCUACACCAUCGAUGCAAACAAGGGUACUACUGUCUUGGAGCAAUUGGUUUCGAUGAAAGAAGAAAGUAUGAGGAUACUCAAGGAGUUUAUCACAAAUCAUAAUGUUUCAGAUGAUGUCGCCGAUGAUGUUGUCGAAAGCUUGUCUGAUGAUGAAGGGGAAGGUGAGGAUCCCCUUCUUAAAUGUCCUGUGAAGUCGAAGAAGACAAAGAUAUGA
Molecule: messenger RNA, 288 nt
Organism: Arabis nemorensis
Lineage: Eukaryota; Viridiplantae; Streptophyta; Magnoliopsida; Brassicales; Brassicaceae
Source: the annotation of a GenBank genome assembly